Prinia subflava (tawny-flanked prinia) is the source of this 607-nucleotide messenger RNA. Its product is annotated as histone H2B 8. Bases 124 to 504 code for a protein of 126 amino acids. Gene Ontology annotation, cellular component: nucleosome. The record is from RefSeq and is a predicted model, not a curated record. NCBI's taxonomy places the organism in Eukaryota, Metazoa, Chordata, Aves, Passeriformes, Cisticolidae. The transcript has a single exon. Gene Ontology annotation, molecular function: protein heterodimerization activity; DNA binding; structural constituent of chromatin.
UUCUCCAAUAGACAAGGACAGUGUUGAGUCAUCUUAUUUGCAUACCGUCCCUAUAAAUACGGGGGACUGCGCUUCGGUCACACCGUUGCUCCUGCGGUAACCAGGUGGUGGUAGACCCGUAAAAUGCCGGAACCGGCUAAAUCCGCUCCCGCUCCCAAGAAAGGCUCCAAGAAAGCUGUCACUAAGACCCAAAAAAAAGGUGACAAGAAGCGUAGAAAGACUAGGAAAGAAAGCUACUCCAUCUACGUGUACAAGGUGCUGAAGCAGGUGCACCCCGACACGGGCAUCUCGUCCAAGGCCAUGGGCAUCAUGAACUCCUUCGUCAACGACAUCUUCGAGCGCAUCGCCGGCGAGGCGUCGCGCCUGGCGCACUACAACAAGCGCUCCACCAUCACGUCGCGGGAGAUCCAGACGGCCGUGCGCCUGCUGCUGCCCGGCGAGCUGGCCAAGCACGCCGUGUCCGAGGGCACCAAGGCGGUCACCAAGUACACCAGCUCCAAGUAGGGCGUCUCGGAUCGUCACUUUAACCCAAAGGCUCUUUUAAGAGCCACCCACAUACUCAGUAAAAGAGUCGAUCACGCUGGUUUUUUUCGGUGAGUGGUACUUA